AUGGACGCCGGAGCAGGUACGCGCGCCGUGCUCCCGCCGCUGCUCCCGCGAUUGCUCGCGUUCCUUCUCUUGAGAGCCUUUUCACGUUCCACCGCCGUGUCUUCUACAUUAUUCUCGGCGUCUUACCAUGCACUCACGCUCCCGGAACCUUCUGCUUCGUCCACUCCAUCCAUCUCCGAUCUCUACACUUUCCGUGUGUUCCCCCUUCUUUCCCCACCCGUUUCUUCCUCCACUCCAUUCCAUUCGUCGCGUUCGUUUCUCGCCUCGCAUCCUCCCUGCUCCCCGUUCCCUCCCUUGCGCGCGCGCGCGGAAGGAGACGGUGCAACGAUCGGCUCCGCCAUGCGCGCGCGGGCAGCCCUCGCCGUCACUGGCUCGCUGAACAAGUUCCAGGGACAGCACCCGCUGAGAGAACGAGCCAAGAAGCUGGGCGAUGGCAUUCUCAUCAUCAGGUUUGAGAUGCCGUUCCACGUGUGGUGUGGCGGGUGCAAGGCCAUGAUCGCCAAGGGCGUGCGCUUCAACGCCGAGAAGAAGCACAUCGCCAACUACCUCUCCACCAAGAUAUGGAGUUUCAAGAUGCGCUCAGCGUGCUGCCAGCACGAGAUAGAGAUCCACACCGACCCCAAGAGCUGCGACUACCGAGUCGUGAGUGGAGCGGAGCGCAAGGCGGUGGAGUACGAUGCCGAGGAUGCCGGCACCGUGGAGCUGCCCUCCAAAGAGGAGCGGGAGCAGCUGUUGGAUCCGCUGGUGCGAUUGGAGCAUGGGGGCCGUGACCGCAAGAGGGCAGCAGCAGCGGCACCCACUCUAGCGGCCGUGAAGGCUGCUGCGGACACCAAGCAUGCGGACCCCUUCCGCCUCAACCGUGUGCUGCGCUCCCACCUCCGGGAGCGCAAGAAGCGGGUGGCAGAGGAGGAGGCAGAGGCGCGCAGCAGAGGGCUGGCAAUCCGGCUGCUGCCGCCUUCACAGGCGGACAGUGCAGCAGCUGCAGCAGCGCCCUUUGGACGCCGCUUUGACCACAACCGCGCGGAGAAGAGAGCUGCCAUUCGCAGUGCCUCCAUCUUCAGCCCCCCUGCUGCUCCCUCCGCCACCCCUGCUGCCACUGGCAGCUCGUCACAUAAGCGGCAUAAGCCAGAGAGCAAGCAGCAAGUUAUUGUGGCACACAGGAGCAGCGGCGGCAGCAGCAGUAGAAGCAGAAGCGGGGAGAAGAAGGCAGACUUGGCAAGAAAGGCGGAGCUGAUGGCGAAGAGGCGGCGGAUCGAUGUGCAGGGCGCACUGGCACUGACACGCGGGCAGCUGUGA
This is a messenger RNA of Closterium sp. NIES-65, 1296 nucleotides long. NCBI's taxonomy places the organism in Eukaryota, Viridiplantae, Streptophyta, Zygnematophyceae, Desmidiales, Closteriaceae. The record is from the annotation of a GenBank genome assembly.